This is a messenger RNA of Electrophorus electricus (electric eel), 1783 nucleotides long. Its product is annotated as endothelial differentiation-related factor 1 homolog. Gene Ontology annotation, cellular component: nucleus. NCBI's taxonomy places the organism in Eukaryota, Metazoa, Chordata, Actinopteri, Gymnotiformes, Gymnotidae. Gene Ontology annotation, molecular function: DNA binding. The record is from RefSeq and is a predicted model, not a curated record.
UGUUUUAUAGAGCCUACAUAUAAUAUGAUUAGCAAGGCAGCUAGCCAUUUCACACUGUAAAUAGUAGUUUUGACGGCUGACUCAACAGCAACACUUGGAAACUAUGGCAGAAAGCGACUGGGAUACAGUGACUGUCUUGAGGAAGAAGGGUCCUUCUUCAGCACAGGCUAAAUCAAAGCAGGCUGUCAUCUCUGCCCAGAGACGUGGAGAAGAGGUGGAAACCUCCAAGAAAUGGGCGGCAGGACAGAAUAAGCAGCAUUUGGUGACUAAGAACACAGCAAAACUGGACAGGGAGACGGAGGAGCUGCACCAUGAAAGAGUGCCAUUGGAGGUGGGCAAGGUGAUCCAGCAAGGCCGACAGAACAAAGGAAUGACUCAGAAAGACCUCGCUACUAAAAUUAACGAGAAGCCUCAGGUCAUUGCUGACUACGAAAGUGGAAAAGCAAUACCCAACAACCAGAUUAUGGGCAAGAUAGAGAGAGCCAUUGGACUGAAACUGCGUGGUAAAGAUAUUGGAGAACCACUGGAGGCCAAAUCCAUGAAGAAAUGAGAACAAAGCCUCGAAAUCAGCCCCUCCCUGUUUCUCCUUAGUCAGUUGUCCCACACCCUGAGAACAGCCCCUCCCUGUUUCUUACUCCCUGCUCAGGUGUCCUACACCCCAAGGACCUGAUUUAUGCUUGUCCCACAAAACUUGAGUGUCGAGGCAUAUCACCUGAAUUACAUUAAUGCAAACAGAAAACAAGUUGCAUUUGCUAUCACUUGGAUGCAGCAAUAUUGUGUGUAUGCAAGUUUCUGAAGCUCCACUGAGUGACAUGUAUAUUAACUGCUGACAGUACCAGUGUAGGAUAAUGACUGAUCACUUAGUAAAUACAGAAACAUUCUAUUUGAAAGAUGCUGAACAAGACUAAAUUUACUGAUGAAUAUUGUGCACUGCCUCCUGUUGUUUUGGAGUAGAAAGAGGCACCAUGUAUAAUAACUAGCCUGAAUACUUCAGGUGGCGUGCUUGCCAUUAGAGAACCCAGGCCCUUGGUUGCGCAGAAUGCAUAAAUCAGCCUUACCUGAUUAAAUAACUAACACUUUUGAACCCUUUGACCAUCCCCUGCUCCACUUCCCUUUCCCUGGGCUGAUCUCAUUUGGGUCUUGCUUUAGGACCUGGUGCUUAACUGCUUUUAGAAGCUGCAUUAUUAAAAUGUCAAUCAGAACAGCUAUUCAAAAUAACAGAAUGACACAGUUGCAAGACUUGAUUCCUGAGUGCUGUAAGGCCUCUGGUAAGUUAUUAGCAUUAAACCUGGUUUUCUUUUGGAGGUGGUCAUUAACAAAUGUAAUUUCGAAUGAUGUAAUAAAGUUAUGUAAAACAACAUGUAAUCUGAUUUUGGUAUUACUCCAUUAAAGUGGUGUUAUUUUAAGAUGUUUUCCUUACUCUGGCAAUGAAGAGCAAGUCAUCUUGAGGCAGCAGGUUAAAAUUGUUCAGUUGCCAGUUCGAUGCACAAUGUAGGGAGCACUACAAAAAAACAGCAGUUGUCUGCUACUGAUUUGAAAUUCCUUUGCCACAGAAGGAUGUUUUAAUAUUUAUUAAAUACCUAAAAAUCAAAAGUGGUACAGCUCUUUGCAUGAGCAGUUUCAGAUAUAAAGUGACUUUUUUUCUUUUGAGAGAAAUCUCAAUGUCAUAUCAGAGGAAAAACUUCAUUACUCCAAAUUGCUGAUUGAGGUUAUGGCUAACAUGUAAAAAUAAACAAAAUUGUAUAGGCAAUCUAUUGAUUUUCUUGUGAUGAAGACAAUUCAG